GAUAUAGCCCAAUCCCGUCGUUUAAACGAGAGUGGACCGAGGGAAUGAAAUCUAGACGUUGAACUAGACUAUCAUCAUGCGAUCGGACGGCAGCAGGUCGUUCACGGUUCCUGCUCUCUCCAAAAGCUACAACUCGGGUCGAUACAUCAGCUCCAGACGGAGCCGACGGUUCCUUUCUGUCCAGAGCUGUGAUAUUGCGGCUUACGUGGGCAAUCACUUCACUAGUUCAAGUGUUCAACAGAUGAACAAGAAAGCCCCGUCCCCUCCCAUCUUGUGUCCCCCCAUGGAGCUACCACCGGCGGCCUCCUUCGUCGCCGUCGCGCUCGCCACCGUGCUCCUUCUCAUAACCAUCCUCCGCCGCUGGAAGCACAAGCGCCGGUACAACCUCCCGCCGGGCCCUCGGCCAUGGCCGGUGAUCGGCAACCUCAACCUGAUGGGCGCGCUCCCGCACCGAUCCGUCCAUGCGCUCUCCAAGCGGUACGGGCCGCUCAUGUCCCUCCGGUUCGGUUCCUUCCCCGUCGUCGUCGGCUCGUCGGUGGAUGCCGCCCGGUCCAUCCUCAAGACCCACGACCUGGCGUUCAUCGACCGCCCGAGGAUGGCGUCCGGCAGGUACACCGGCUACAGCUACUCCGACGUGCUCUGGGCGCCCUACGGCGCGUACUGGCGCCAAGCGCGCAGGCUUUGGAAGACCGAGAUCCUGAGCGCGAGGCAGCUCAGGUCGCACGAGCACGUCCGCGACGAGGAGGUGCGUGCCAUGUUGCGCGACCUCUACGAGCACGGGCCGGCGGCGGCGACGGCGGGGAGCGCGGUGGUGCUCUUGGACCACCUCCUCAUGGUGAACCUCAACGCGAUCUCGCGCAUGGUGCUGGGCAAGAAGUACGUUGUCCAUGGCGGUGCUGGUGCAGGGUCGGCGACGACGCCGGAGGAGUUCAAGUGGAUGAUCGAUGAGUUCUUCUUCCUCAGCGGCGCGCUCAACGUCGGGGACAUGAUCCCGUGGCUAAGCUGGCUGGACCCGCAGAUCAAGAGGAUCAAGAGGCUGGGCGAGAUGUUCGACCGGUUCCUUGAGCAAGUGCUGGACGAGCACGACGAGCGGCGGCGGGUGGAGGGCGAGGAGUUUGCUGCCAUGGACAUGGUGGACUUGCUGCUGGGUCUCGCUGAAGACCCAAACCUCGAGAUCCCGAUUGGGCGGGAUGGCGUCAAGGGCUUCACGCUGGACCUCAUCGUUGGCGGCACAGACACCUCGUCUGUGACCAUCGAAUGGGCCAUGUCGGAGCUCCUCAGGAGUCCUGAUACCCUCACCAAGGCCACCGAGGAGCUAGACCGCGUCAUCGGCCGCGAACGCCUUGUCACGGAGGGGGACAUCCCGAACCUCCCGUACAUGGAGGCCAUCGUCAAGGAGACCAUGCGCCUGCACCCGGUGACGCCAUUGCUGGCGCCGCGGAUGUCCCGAGAGGACGCAUCCAUGGGCAGCUACGACAUUCCAACGGGCACGCUCGUGUUCGUCAACGUCUGGGCCAUCGGCCGUGACCCUGCCGUGUGGGGGCAUGACGCCGACGAGUUCCGGCCGGAGAGGUUCGUCGGGAGCAGCUUGGACGUGAAGGGGCAAGACUUUGAGCUGCUGCCGUUCGGCUCCGGGCGUCGGAUGUGCCCUGGCAUUGGGCUUGGGCUAAAGAUGGUGCAAGUGGUCCUAGCAAACCUGGUGCACGGCUUUGCAUGGAGGCUUCCCGAUGGCAUGGCGAAGGAGGAGCUGAGCAUGGAGGAGAAGUUCGGGUUGUCCAUGCCGCGCAUGGUCCCGCUCGAAGCCGUCCCGGAGCCUAGGCUUCCGGAUUACCUAUAUGCGGGGCCAUGAUGCAUAUGUUUGCGCCUCGCCUGCAUUAUUAUCUCAAUAUCUCUGCGUGUAUGUGAACAACAAGCAUGUUGCAUCUGUUUGAUCCGAAAAUAAAGACACCGUGCCUAUGGUUAUCAACUA
Panicum hallii is the source of this 1969-nucleotide messenger RNA. Its product is annotated as cytochrome P450 71A1-like. The record is from RefSeq and is a predicted model, not a curated record. NCBI's taxonomy places the organism in Eukaryota, Viridiplantae, Streptophyta, Magnoliopsida, Poales, Poaceae. Gene Ontology annotation, molecular function: monooxygenase activity; heme binding; oxidoreductase activity, acting on paired donors, with incorporation or reduction of molecular oxygen. The transcript has 2 exons. The coding region runs from base 77 to 1849 and encodes 590 amino acids.